AUGACCUCCGGGUGGUACAAAGUCAACCUCUUCCGUAGAAGCAGGCACCUAACCUUUAAUAAUUUGUUCGACGGUCUUAUCGGAAAAAUCUCCAUGUGUGGCGUGAUAAGGAAUCCUAGAAAAGACCGAUUGCGACUCCCUCCACGGUCCCACGAAGAUCUCUACGCACGGCCCGCCCGUCUGCUGCUAGGUCCGGGAAUGGCGCCAGGCGAGGUCGCCGCUAUGCCCCAACAUGAAUUGAAUGGUCCUUCGACCGAAAAUGAUUCCGACGGCCUAAAUAGAUUGAAUGAGACCGGACCACUAUUAUGGAGAAAAAAGCCCUGCCCUUUUCCUUCGCUACUAGGAAAACUCCUUCUCAACUACGAAAAAGAUCGAGAGGCCCACGGAGCGAAAGCUCCGCGGGGCCAAUUUCUCUGCUUAGUGUGCCCCCCUUUCUUCGAGUGCCCCGCCCGGUUCACUGGGCUGUUGGCCUACCAAGCACUUGCCCGCUGCCCCUUAGCCCGCCAAGCUAAGGAGCGCUCGUUAUCCUUACUUUGCUCCCUCUAUUGA
Striga asiatica is the source of this 549-nucleotide messenger RNA. The record is from the annotation of a GenBank genome assembly. NCBI's taxonomy places the organism in Eukaryota, Viridiplantae, Streptophyta, Magnoliopsida, Lamiales, Orobanchaceae.